UUUUUUUUUUUUUUUGGUUUAAAGUGGAGAAUCCUUUUUUUUUUAAAGAGUCAAGAAAAUUAAAAUUUGAUGAAAGGAAUUAGUUCAAAUUUACUUGCUUUCCAUCGUCAAUAUCAAACAUUAACUCAUAGUUCUCCUUAUCAAUCCGUCUUUAUUCUGUAUAGGUAUCCAAUCGUACAGUAACGUUCUGUUGUUCAUAAUUAUUUCAAGUAAAACCAUAACUUAGAUACUGUACAUAGACUCACAUUUUCCCUGUUACACAUACUCCUUCUCCUCCUUAUUAUCAACCUUAUAUCAUUCUGUUUUACUACUACGUCAUCAUCUUUAUCAAUCAGUAGUAACAUUUGCUAUAUAUCAUCACCUUUACUAUAUCCAUCGUGAUUCUCCCACUUUCAUUUCAUCUUAUAUGAUUCCUACUUCAACUACCAUCAAUAAACCAUCCAAAAAUAAAUCAAAUCAAAUCCUUAACUCCAGUAUCAAUAAUAAUAAUAAUAAUAAUAUAAGUCGCUCAUACGAUCCAUCAACCACUACUAUUUCCUAUAAACCAAUCAAACAAGAACCAACCAACCAAAACAACCUCUUCACCUCCAACACCAACAUCAUAACCACCCCUAACUCCACAUCUUCCAACAUCGCCACCUCCAAUAAUAAUAAUAUUACCAAUACUAAUAUCAACAACAACAAUAACAACAAUAAAAACUUUACUGUAACAGAUUUAAUCUCUGAUACAGAUAAUGCAUCUAUACAAAUCUUUAAAAUGUAUCAACAUAAGAACUAUUUACCUCAUAAUCAACGAAUCUCAAAUAUAGCUUGGAGAAUUCAAAAUAAAAAAUUAUUAUCAACUAAAUUAUCUCCUUCAAAUUCAGCUCCUGGUUCAUCUACUUCAUUAACUACUAAUGGUAUUGCUAAACCUUCUACAGGAAUGGAUAGAAGAUCUAGUUCCAUAAGUAAUAAAGCAGGUCCAAUAAAGGAAUCAUUCUCCAAUUCGGGUAGUAACAAUUUAAAUGAUCCAAAUCUAGAUGAAUUUGAUUAUGUAGCUCAUAUCAGAAGAAUAAGUCAAGAAGAAUAUAAUCAAGCUAAUAAUCUUCCUUCUCAAAAUCAAAAUAAUCCAACUUCUCAACCUGCCCCUUCAUCUUCUUCAUCAAAUACUGCAUCUACCUCAAAUUCAAAUACAACUAAUACUACCUCACCUGAUUCAAAUAGUUUAAAUUCAAACCUUUUCAGUACUAAUAUUAAUAAAUCUCAAUCGUUGCCCGUAAACAAUACUGUCAAUAACAAUAAUAACAACAACAAUAGUAAUAAUAAUAACUUUUUAUCAUCAUAUAUAAAUUCGUUGGAGUCAACUUUAAAGCAAGAUUAUAAAAUAGGGCCUAAUAUCAAAGCAGCAAGUACAGUAUCAUCAACCACCACACCAUUCAACGAAUCAUUGUCAUCAUCACCCCCAAAGUUCAAAAAGACCAGUCCAACUUCAAAUCCAACCAUGCCAUCAGCAUUAUCCACCAAUACAAAUUCAACAUCAACUCCAUUCGCAGGUCCAGGUGGGGUUAAACGGGUUUUACAAUGUACUAAUUGUCAAACUAAAACUACACCAUUAUGGAGAAAAUCAAGUAAUGGAGAUUUAUUAUGUAACGCUUGUGGAUUAUUUUAUAAAUUACAUGGUGUUUUAAGACCAUUAAGUAAUAAUCAUAAUAAUAACAAUACCAAUAACGUCAAUAAUAAUAAUAAUAAUAAUAAUAAUAAUAAUAAUAAUAAUAAUAAUAAUAAUAGUGCUACUAUAACGUCAAAUAAUAAUAAUAAUACUACGACGGCAAAGAGUAAACCUAUCAAGUAUCCUACUGAUAGAGCUAUACUGAAUAAUAAUACUAAUUUAUUUAAUGGUUUACUGGAUACAACUCCUACUUCUGAUUCAAUUCCAAUUAAAUCUGAACCCAUACUGCAAGCUUCAUCCGCACCUAAAUAUAAUAAUAAUAUACUUCCAACCCAAAAUCAAUUCCAUAAUGGUGGUCAUAGUUUGAAUAGUGGAGGAUUUAUGCAUGAUCCUUCUAACGAUGAUAUGAUGAAUUUAGAUUCAUUCUUAGAUUUAACCACUUCUGGACCAAAUUUUAAUAAUCAUCCUUCAUCAUCAACUUCAGAAACUUCACCAUCAGGCCUAUCUAAUAGUUUACCAAACCAACAUAAUCAAUUCAAUAAUAAUACUACCACCAACUCGAACAAUAACAGUAAUAAUAACAAUAAUGAUGAAAUUGAUAAAUUAUUGAAUAUUAAUCUUUUCCAAUCUGAUUCAUUCACUAUCGGAGCUUCAACCAAUCAUAAUCCACAAGGUAAUAGUAAUAAUCAUCAUUACAUAAAUGGAGGUAGUGAUGAGAUAUUAUUACAGGAUAAUGGAGAUAUGUAUAACAUACCGGAACAUCAUCAAGAUAUAGAUUAUGAUGAUGAUGGUCAUAAUCAUGGAGGAUAUGCAUCCCAACAUCCUCCUGGAAUCAAUAUUGGUAUGAAUUCCGCAAACAAUAACAAUAACAAUAAUGCUGGUGGUGAUAAUAUCAAUGGUGCUAAUAAUAAUAAUAAUAAUAAUGGUGGUGGUAAUAAUUGGAAUUGGUUAGAUUUCAGCCCUGCAACUACUAGUGGCAAUUGAAAUUUUACGAAUGGAAACUCUCAUACUACUAU
Molecule: messenger RNA, 2664 nt
Organism: Scheffersomyces coipomensis
Lineage: Eukaryota; Fungi; Ascomycota; Pichiomycetes; Serinales; Debaryomycetaceae
Exons: 1
Coding region: 407-2632 (741 amino acids)
Biological process (GO): positive regulation of transcription by RNA polymerase II; negative regulation of transcription by RNA polymerase II
Molecular function (GO): DNA-binding transcription factor activity, RNA polymerase II-specific; RNA polymerase II cis-regulatory region sequence-specific DNA binding; zinc ion binding
Source: RefSeq, a predicted model, not a curated record